Messenger RNA from Fundulus heteroclitus (mummichog), 5507 nucleotides. RefSeq names its product patched domain containing 4. Gene Ontology annotation, cellular component: membrane. Bases 104 to 1678 code for a protein of 524 amino acids. The transcript has a single exon. The record is from RefSeq and is a predicted model, not a curated record. Lineage: Eukaryota; Metazoa; Chordata; Actinopteri; Cyprinodontiformes; Fundulidae.
AGGUCAUGGUACCAAGGGGGUGUUUGAACUUCUGGCAGGCUGGAGGAGAACUAGAGAAAACCUGCCAUUCAAGGAACGUGUGGCAGAUGCCUUUGCCGACGUGAUGGUGUGCUACACUAUGACCAGCUCACUCUACAUCAUCACCUUCGGCAUGGGAGCGAGCCCCUUCACCAACAUUGAGUCGGUGAAAAUCUUCUGCCAGAGCAUGUGUGUGGCCAUCCUGGUCAACUACUUCUACGUGUUCUCUUUUUACGGCUCCUGCUUGGUGUUUGCUGGACAGCUUGAGCAGAACCGCUACCACAGUGUUUUCUGCUGUAAGAUCCCCUCAGUGGAAUACUUGGACCGCCAGCCCACGUGGUUUAAAACCAUGAUGAGUGACGGCCAUGACCUGUCCACGCACCACGAUAGUGUGCCGUACCAAAACCACUUCAUCCAGCACUUCCUGCGUGAGCAUUACACCGAGUGGAUUACCAACACCUACGUCAAACCGUUUGUGGUCAUUCUUUAUCUCAUCUAUGCUUCUUUUUCGUUCAUGGGAUGUUUACAAAUUAGCGAUGGAUCGAAUAUAGUGAACCUGCUGGCCAGUAACUCACCAAGCGUUUCGUUUGCCGUGACCCAGCAGAAGUACUUCAGCAAUUACAGUCCUGUAAUUGGGUUUUACAUCUAUGAACCCAUCGAGUAUUGGAACUCCACUGUGCAGGAGCACCUCAAGACUCUCAGUCAUGGGUUCAACAAGAUCUCCUGGAUGGACAACUUUUUCCACUACCUCCGAGUGGUCAACGUCAGCGCGUCAACCAAGAGUGACUUCAUCAAUAUCCUGAAGGGCUCUUUUCUGCGCAGCCCAGAGUACCAGCACUUCACAGAGGACAUCAUCUUCUCGAAAAACCGGGAGACCGAUGAGUACGAUAUCAUCGCCUCAAGGAUGUACUUGGUAGCAAGGACCACAGAGAAGAAGAGAGAGGAGGUGGUGGAGCUCCUGGAAAAACUUCGUCCCUUGAUGCUGAUCAACAGCAUCAAAUUCAUUGCCUUCAAUCCCACAUUUGUUUUUAUGGACCGCUACAGUUCCUCCGUCAUCUCCCCCAUCCUGACCUCAGGCUUCAGUGUGCUCACCAUCCUUAUCCUUACGUUCUUCCUGGUCAUUAACCCUUUGGGAAACUUCUGGCUCAUUCUCACCGUCACGUCCGUAGAGCUGGGCGUCUUGGGUUUGAUGACUCUCUGGAACGUCGGCAUGGACAGCAUCUCAAUCCUGUGCCUUAUUUAUACUCUCAACUUUGCUAUGGAUCACUGUGCACCACACCUGUACACGUUUGUGUUGGCCACUGAGCACACGAGGACACAGUGCAUCAAACUGGCACUGGAGGAGCACGGGGCGGCCAUCCUGCAGAACACAUCCUGCUUCGUGAUCGGGAUCAUGCCUCUUGUGUUUGUGCCUUCCAAUUUGACCUACACGCUGUUCAAGUGCUCCCUACUCACGGCAGGCUGCACCUUGCUGCACUGUUUCGUCAUCCUGCCCGUCUUCCUGACGUUCUUUCCGCCAUCCAAAAAGAGGCACAAGAAAAAAAAGCGGGCAAAGCGGAAAGAGCGGGAGAGGGAACGUGAGCGGGAGAGGGAAAGGGAAAGGGAGGAGAUAGAGUGCAUUGAAGUCAGGGAAAAUCCUGAUCAUGUGACAAACGUUUGAGCACUUAUUGACAGUCAGUGAUUGGUAACUUUGGGUUACUGGUAGACUCUCAAAUGCUGAGGCAUCUCUAAAGAUGCAGGGAGCAUGCGGUGUCCGCCACGGAGUGGCCGAUACCUAACAACCGCAGCUAAGCUGACCGGGGUUGAGUGCAGCCCCACUGGUCAAUGAUUCAGUCCUCUAGUCUGGACAGUGUGUCUCCUUAGCACAAACUGGUUACUUAAGCUUUUCCCAACUCUUAGAAGUAUACAAGAAUUUAGUUGCCAAAACCUGCCUGCUAAAUCUUUAAAAAAUAUUCUUAACACAUACAACAAUAUGUAAAUUUCAAUGUUGACAGCUUUGUGUUCAUCACCUGCAGUCUCAAAAGAAACGAGCGACGGUCGCAGAGGUUCUUUAAGAGGCGGACACUCAGACACGUCAGUGAAAAGCAGCAGGAGCGAUAAGUGAGCAGAUACAACAGGUGAAGGUGACUCGGCACCCGCCUUACUUCUCCCACCUCAAUAUCCGCUAAAAUAGACAAAACCAAAUUAUGUGGAGAGAGAAAAAUACAGUAGGCUGAAAGCCCACUGCAUGCUUUUCUGUAGCAUCCAAAACAGUUCAACAGCUGAACCUGGCAGAUGGCUUACACUGUGUAUAUUUUCAAGAGCUGUCUUGCACAUUAUAUUGUGAGGAUAUAAUUGUCAAGGUUUGGCAAAAGUACAGGAUACCGUUUCUGUUUGAUCCAGAGUUUGUAGAAAUUCUUAAGCAGGGCAGAAAAUGCUGCAGUGAGCUGCAGAGGAUGAGAUCCGGUGGUGAGGGACUGUUGUGCAGGUGCAUUACACAGGCAAUAAGCCUGACUCCAACAACAUGACUAUACUGCUGCGCAUUGAAAAAAGUCAAACCGAAAUGUUGGCUUAUUAUGUCUUUAGCAGAUCAAAUAUAACAGAAACUCUCAGUUAGUACAUGAUUGUCUCUGUGUGCCCUUACAAGGUCUUUGUCAGGUUUAGUUCCUAUUAUUGGUGCCAAAUAGUGUAGAGAAGCUUUUGUUCUCUAGUUUUCUAUUAAAACAAAUUCUCAGUGAGUUUUGAUAUUCAUUAAAAAAAACAUGAAUCAAAAUUCCUUCAUCCCUAAACUGAGUGCUUCUUAUUAGAAAUGUGGAUGGUGUAGGUUUUACAGCAAAACAAAAAAGGCCAGUAAAUAACUAUUAUAGACUAGAGCGGGGGAAAAACAAAGUUACGGUGAAAUCCCAAGUUCUGCAUUUUUUAAAUACCAAAAUGCUAAUUAAAAAAACAAACCCUUUGCCAUGUUGUUCCCUCCAUAUGUCUUAACGAGACAGGUAGUUUCUCUGAAAGGCGUGAAUAUUCAUUAUUACAUAAUUUAUUUUGUUGUCUUUUUACUUUGACAUCUGAAUUAACUUAAUUAUUUUCACUGGCAACAUAAAAACAAUCAAAGUAACAAGAUGUUAAGUCACUUUUACACUUUUGAUCCGGUUACAUUUAGCACCAAUUUUACAACCCUAAACAGAAAAAUAAAAAAAAAGAAUGGCGGGUAGGCAGAGCUUUAUAUUGUGUUCUGGCAGAGAACAAACAAAAAAGAGACCAGUUAAGACUGCAACAGUGACAAGUUGGCAAUUUGUCUACCAUGUUCAUAUUAUAUGAAAUAUUUUUUUUCUACUGCACAUUUAUAGGAAGCACCUGGCAUGGGCAAAAAAGGUAUGAUAACCUUGAGUAAAAAGAGAAUUCUUGUACCCUGUUGCUAACAUUUGUUUCAAAAUUCUUAAACAUAAAAAAAAAAAACAGUGAUGGGUGAUCCUCCCUUGGUUUAAAACCAUAAACGUUCCUAACUUUUUUUAGGAACAUGGCAGAACACUAGUAGCUUCUUACUGUGGCGUUUUUUAACUCUAAAAAGAGAAUGCAGCUUCAACUCACACGGAUCGCUUCAAUUGGUAACUGUAAUUGAAUUAAGUUGAUCCGACUUAAUUGAUUUAGUUUAUGAUUUGUCAAGUUAAACCAUUGAAAAUAAAUUAAGUUAAACUUAAUUCAGUUACUUGGUAUCACUUGAAGCAAUCAAUUUAAGUUGUAGCUGCAUUCUCUUUUUUAGAGUCUACACUUGAUAGUGGGACUUGGCUCAUGCAUAGCAGCAAAUUAGUGCCUUUGCUGUAAAACAUCAAACAAUACCAUAAAUGAUAAUUAGGUUAACCUCUACAAAUACCACUUUGUCUAAAAUGGCUACCUCUGCCUCACCGGGUAAACAGCGUUAUCCUCUUCUACCGUAGCCCAGUAAAUAGUUCUGUUGCAUUCCCAGAACAAAUACAGUCAAGGUCACCAGCCGUGACAGAUAUCCAUCUCAUAACGAAGUGUGGCCGUUAAGCCUUAGCCGGUGCCAUGUUAUACAGGGGUCACAUAUGUGCGAAGACAAAGCUGAUUAUAGGCCAGGUCCAUAUCUUCUCAAAGGACUGCUAGGGUUGCACAGGGUUGGUUUUGAGGGGAAAGUUGCUGUCUUGUUUCUCUGUACCAGCAGCAACACACUGAGGUUCCCUCACACAGGUUGGCCAGUACAGCAGUUGCACCCGUGGUUACAAUCUUUAAGCUGAAGCAAAUUACAUUGUGAAAAGGGGAAAAAUAUUUUCUUUCACAGAGGAUAGUGAGCAUUUGUGUAAUCUUAAACAUAGAAAUGUUACUGAGCCCAUUUUUAUGUGUACUUGACUUUCCAGACGAAAAUAAAAAAAGAACAUUCUCAUUGUAUUUUACUAUGAAUGAACACUGUGUUAGUGGGGUUAGAAAGUAACUUGGUGUGAACUUCUCACUGAAGUUGUAACUAUCAUUGAGCAGACAUUGCCCUGCAGAAGAAUUAGGCCUUUUUGUAGCCAUUUGCCGCAGACGAUGCAGUGAAUGUCACAUACUGUAAAACCCAUGUCAUGUAUGUAUAGCGAGAUGGCAUGAAAUGUUUGAAUAAUGGUACUGAAAUGCAAAUCCUGAAUAAUUUUCUUCCCAAAAAUGAUCUGUGUUCGCAUGGCAUUGUGUUGUAUGUAUGCAUGUAUUUCUUUUUUUUUUUUGUAUGAAGUCUUCGUAUUUUUAGAAAUUCCUUUUUCUGAGCUGUAGUGACUUCUGUUUGUUGUUGCGAUGCAUAUUCUGUGACACCUUGUGCUGCAAAAGAACAAAAUGAGUCAUAUCUGUUCCAAAACAAAAGCCAGAGGACAUUUGAAAUGUAACAUAACUGUAAAUUGCUCUUUUUUAAUAUUUUCUAUAAAAAGUAUAAUACAAAAAGAUUUUUAUUGACUGAAUUUUCCUACAAAAAACUACCAAAAGCAGGAAAAAAGAGGAAAAAAGUAGGCCAGUAAUAAAAAGGGGAUUGUUACCAGUAUGCUAGAUUCGUUACACAGCUGUGCAAUUGUCUUGUUUUUUUCUGGGGGUUUUUAGGCAACCAUAAAUGUCUUCACUCUGUUUCUGGACACAUUUAUUAUCACUACCAUAUGAACUAUCACUACCUUAGGGGAUCUCUAUGAGCGGUUUUGCUAUGUAGCGAAAAUGUUAGCACAGAAAAACAUAGGUUACAUAUGUAUAACAUAUAGUCAAAACUAUACAAACCUGUUAUUCUAGGAAAAACCAGGUAGCAAAGAUAUGUAAACAUGCUGCUUAGUUCUUCUCAAGCAUAAUUCCCAAACUUAUCUGCUCUUCUAUCUUUGCAGUUAACAUGCCACUACAGCCUAGUAGGCUAUAGUAAUGUCCAAGCGAUUGCACUUUAUACCAAGGUCUGUAAAAUUUGCCUGUUUGCAUAGAAAGUAAUAAAGAAGGAUAAUGGAAAAAAAGCUGGUAAAUUUUCAUCUGAUUGCCAGUUACUAAACUAAAUAUGA